AAAUAACUUUUGAAAAGCAAUUGAGAUUAUUAAAGAAGAUUCACCAUAUCCAUUAAAUUAAUCAAAACAUAUUCACAAUAAAAUUACUAAUUAUCAAACAGACCAUUAAGAUUUCUGCAAGUCUACAUAAAACUUUCUCCGCAUUUCAACUUUGCUUUUUAACACUAUUUUCAUACCAAUUUUUUUUAAUCUUUGUGCAAUAUAAAACGGUUGCGGUUUGGCAUUCCCUUUAUUGAUUCAUGAGUUCACUCAGCUAGUUUCAGUACAGUCCUAGCUUCCUUGUUUAAUCCCACCAAAAAAUCAUCAUCUCAUAGUGCCAUUUCCACCAUCUUCAUUCCUCCAUUACCUGCCAAACACGUCCUCUAAUCUCCAUUUUCUUCCUUACUUUAAUCCUUCUUCCUUUUUCCUCCAUUUUUUUACUCAUUCUUUCUUAUCUGCAUCUUUCCCACCAUUCAUUCUUACCAAAAUUAACUUUCAGAUGGCUUUUUGUUUUUGUUCUUCGUCUUUUACUGCCCAUUUUACUUCAUCAGAUUUCUGUAAAACCCCUCUUUUUUCUAAAACUACCCAUCAUCUGUAUAAUCACCCUAAUCUAAAUUUCUCUCAGGUCAAGAGAAGGUCUUAUGGAGUAAGGGCAUCAUUGGCUGAAAAAGGAGAUUAUCACUCUGAAAAACCACCUACUCCUUUAUUGGAUACCAUUAACUUUCCAAUUCAUAUGAAAAAUUUAUCUAUUAAGGAACUUAAACAAUUAGCUGACGAAGUAAGGUCAGAUGUGAUCUUCAAUGUGUCUAAAACUGGUGGUCAUCUGGGUUCCAGCCUUGGUGUAGUAGAGCUAACAGUGGCUCUUCAUUAUGUCUUUGAUGCUCCUUUAGAUAAGAUAUUAUGGGAUGUUGGUCACCAGUCCUAUCCACACAAGAUCUUGACGGGGAGAAGAGGUAAGAUGAGAACAUUGAGACAGACAAAUGGAUUGUCGGGUUUUACAAAGAGAGGGGAGAGCGAAUUCGAUAGCUUUGGUGCAGGCCAUAGUUCAAACAGCAUUUCGGCUGGCUUGGGUAUGGCUGUGGGAAGGGAUUUAAAGGGUAGACAGAACAAUGUUGUUGCAGUUAUUGGCGAUGGUGCCAUGACUGCCGGGCAGGCCUUCGAGGCAAUGAACAAUGCCGGGUAUUUAGAUUCUGAUAUGAUUGUCAUUCUCAACGAUAACAAGCAGGUUUCGUUACCCACUGCCAACCUAGAAGGACCUAUACCUCCUGUAGGAGCUCUUAGCAGUGCUUUGAGUAGAUUGCAAUCGAACAAACCUCUAAGAGAAUUACGAGAAGUUGCCAAGGGAGUAACCAAACAAAUCGGAGGGACCAUGUAUCAGUUAGCGGCCAAAGUUGAUGAGUAUGCUCGAGGGAUGAUUAGUGGUGAAGGAUCAACUUUAUUUGAAGAACUUGGACUUUAUUACAUUGGUCCUGUGGAUGGCCAUAAUAUAGAUGAUCUCGUAGCUAUACUUAAAGAAGUUAGGAGUACAAAAACAACAGGUCCUGUGCUUAUACAUGUUGUCACGGAGAAAGGUCGAGGAUAUCCUUAUGCUGAGAGAGCCGCAGAUAAAUACCAUGGGGUGGCCAAAUUUGAUCCGGCUACUGGCAAGCAAUUCAAAGGCCAAUCAACCACUCAGUCUUAUACAACCUACUUUGCCGAGGCAUUGAUUGCAGAAGCAGAAGUAGACAAGGAUAUAGUUGCUAUUCAUGCUGCCAUGGGUGGUGGUACAGGCUUAAAUCUUUUCGACAGACGCUUUCCAUCCCGUUGCUUUGAUGUGGGAAUUGCUGAACAGCAUGCUGUAACUUUUGCUGCUGGCUUAGCAUGUGAAGGUCUUAAACCUUUUUGUGCAAUCUACUCCUCUUUCAUGCAAAGGGCAUAUGAUCAGGUAGUUCAUGAUGUGGACUUACAGAAACUACCAGUAAGGUUUGCUAUGGACAGAGCAGGCCUUGUGGGAGCUGAUGGCCCUACACAUUGUGGCUCUUUUGAUGUCACAUUCAUGGCAUGUCUUCCCAACAUGAUAGUGAUGGCGCCUUCAGACGAGGCAGAGUUAUUCCAUAUGGUUGCUACUGCCGCUGCUAUUGAUGAUAGACCUAGUUGCUUUCGUUAUCCAAGAGGAAAUGGUAUUGGUAUCGAGUUGCCACCUGGGAACAAAGGUGUUCCACUCGAGAUUGGAAAAGGACGAAUUUUGAAGGAAGGGGAGACAGUGGCACUUCUAGGCUACGGAGCAGCUGUCCAAUACUGUUUAGCUGCCGCAGCCUUAGUUGAAGGUCGUGGCUUGCGUCUAACUGUAGCAGAUGCACGGUUUUGCAAGCCAUUAGAUCAUGCACUUAUCCGAAGUCUAGCAAAAUCCCAUGAGGUUUUAAUUACAGUCGAGGAGGGAUCCAUCGGAGGUUUUGGAUCUCAUGUUGCUCAGUUCAUGGCUCUUGAUGGCCUUCUUGAUGGAAAACUAAAGUGGCGACCUUUGGUCCUUCCUGAUCGAUACAUUGAACAUGGUGCGCCAGCAGACCAGUUAGCCGAAGCUGGACUAACACCAGCACAUAUUGCCGCGACAGUGUUCAAUAUCCUUGGCCAAACGAGAGAGGCCCUUGAAGUCAUGUCAUAGAUUUAUAUAUGUGGCUUCGUGCAUUAUCGGGCUUUACUCAAAUUGCUAUGAUCUAUGUUAGAUUGGUAUAUAGAGGAAGAAGUAAGGGGGGUUUGGGACAGUUCCUACAAAAGGUUUAUAGAUGUGGGGUUGGGCGUAUGAAUAUAUAGGAAAGAAUUGGCAUUUUGUUUGUUUGAAAAAGCUUGGUGGGAUUGCCCCUCCAUGACUAAUACAGAUGUACAUAACUUAGUUCUGUAGCAUUUGGGCAUGUUGAUUAGUUUGCCUUUACAUUAAUUUAGUACAACUCCAAAUUAUUUGAACA
Molecule: messenger RNA, 2921 nt
Organism: Amaranthus tricolor (Joseph's coat)
Lineage: Eukaryota; Viridiplantae; Streptophyta; Magnoliopsida; Caryophyllales; Amaranthaceae
Product: probable 1-deoxy-D-xylulose-5-phosphate synthase, chloroplastic
Exons: 10
Coding region: 479-2620 (713 amino acids)
Biological process (GO): chlorophyll biosynthetic process; terpenoid biosynthetic process
Cellular component (GO): chloroplast
Molecular function (GO): 1-deoxy-D-xylulose-5-phosphate synthase activity
Source: RefSeq, a predicted model, not a curated record